GCACGCCACGCUCGCGCCCUCCUGCUCUCGCCCUAUCUCGCCAGCCAUGUCGUUCGUGUUCCGCGGGUACCUGCGGCUGCUGCAGAGGUACACGCUGGCGACGCAGAUGGGCACGAGUGCUGUCACGGCGUCAGUCGGCGACCUGAUCUACCAGACGCAGUUCGAGGACAAGCGGUUGAGCGAGGUCGAGUGGUACCGCACGCGCCGCAUGUGUAUCUACGGUGGCCUCGUCUGGGCGCCCAUCUCGAACCGGUGGCACACUCUCGUCCUGAACCGCAUCAACCUCCAGGGCCGCGUCAAGACCGUCCUCGCCCGAACAGCGAUCGACCUGUCCUUCUUCUCGCCGUUCGCCACCUGCCUCUUCUACACGUCGCAGGGCGCGUUCGAGGGCCGACCGCUGCGCACGCCCGCCGUCCCCGACGCGCCCCAGGGCAUCUACGAGCGGCUCGAAGAGCGCCUACUGCCGACGGUACAGAAGCAGUGGGCCGUGUGGGGCCCGGUCAACCUCAUCAACCUGAGCGUCAUCCCCGUCUACGGCCGACCACCGUUCGCAAACAUGGUGAGCAUCGGUUGGAACGCCUUCCUGGCCGCCGGCGCCGCUCGAGGCGGCAUUCCUCCCGGCGGCAACACGAUGGAGCUCGAGACGUCUCUCGCAGCUGCCGAGGCCAUGGAGUGAAGCACCCUCCUCCCUGCGCUAUAUACCCCGACC
Rhodotorula graminis WP1 is the source of this 709-nucleotide messenger RNA. RefSeq lists its product as uncharacterized. The coding region runs from base 47 to 676 and encodes 209 amino acids. Gene Ontology annotation, cellular component: cytoplasm; membrane; mitochondrion. Lineage: Eukaryota; Fungi; Basidiomycota; Microbotryomycetes; Sporidiobolales; Sporidiobolaceae. The transcript is spliced from 6 exons. The record is from RefSeq and is a predicted model, not a curated record.